AUGGGCAAGCAUGGUGGUGCAAAGGUCUUGGAAGUGGUUGAGCGAGGCCAGCGCCUAGACAAGGUGCAUGCCCUUGACCCGCUGGCCAUGGAGAUGCUCGAGGAGGCCAAGGGACAUGGGCGCGAGAAUGUGAUCGCACCCUACCUGGAAGAAUUGAAGCGUGAGCAUGGGCUCUCCACACCGAAACCUGUGGAAAUGCCCGAGGAACUCAUAGCCGAGCGAGACUUUCUGGAGCAGCAGAUUGCAGAGGUCGAGGCCGAAAUCGCCAAGAUCGAAGAUUUCCGGCAGGAGCAAGAGGGGCAGCGCAAAGCGGCGGCGAACACAUUGAGCGCCAUCGAGUUCGACGACGAACGAAGAUUGGCGAGCUUUUGCGCAAAGAGGCGACGAUCCUACCUGGGCGUCAUGCAGGUGGAGCCUCCGAUUGCGGGCAACAUGCCUGACUUCGAUGUCGAGCGGAGCGAGUACAUCAAGUCUGGCCUGCGACGGAAGUGCAGGGAGGCGCAUGCGGAGAUGGCUGGCUUGGUCGACCGGCUGCCGAAAUACUUGGCCUUGACGCGAAACGCACGAGAAUCAGCGGCUGCCAUGAGCCAGCAGCGGCAGAAGUUCAUCGACCACAUCAAGUCCUUGAAGCCGAAGUUCCUCCGGGAUCUGAGGCAAGGGGGAGCCAAGAAGCUCAAGCAGGAUAUCGAGACAAAGCUGGAUGAGGAGACCCUGAUGAAGCAGGUCGAAGACAGCUGGGACAAGGAGGAGGCCCGGCUAUGUUCCGGGCAUCUCGCCUUGGAGAAGCGAGCUGAGUUCUUCGGGACGAUCUCCGAUGAAGUCGCCGAGGAGGUGGCCAAGCUGCAGGAAUCCAUCGAGAGGAGUCGCUGGGCGCUGGAAGACAAGAUGACCCCUGCUGAGGACCCAAGCCAGGAUGAGCCAUCAGAUCCCUUCUUGGAGGCAGAUGAGGGAGAGCUUGCUUCCUUCUUGGCCUUUCAGGAAUCCGAGGCAGACCUGGUGAGGAAUGCUUUGUCGGCCUUCCGAUCGCACAACGAAGCAG
Molecule: messenger RNA, 1039 nt
Organism: Symbiodinium sp. CCMP2456
Lineage: Eukaryota; Dinophyceae; Suessiales; Symbiodiniaceae
Source: the annotation of a GenBank genome assembly